Messenger RNA from Prunus armeniaca (apricot), 1227 nucleotides. Lineage: Eukaryota; Viridiplantae; Streptophyta; Magnoliopsida; Rosales; Rosaceae. The record is from the annotation of a GenBank genome assembly.
AUGAAGGUCCCUGAAGGUUAUUCUUCAAAUAUAAAAAAUCUUGUAUCUUUACAAGAUUCAAGACUUCUUGGCCUUAAAUCACAUGAUUGUCAUACCUUAAUGCAACAAUUGCUCCCUUUGUGUUUGCUUGAGAAGUACUUUCCCCCUUCAUUCUUUGAUAUCAUGGUUCAUCUAGUAGUACAUCUUGUCAAAGAAGUUCGUCUACGUGGGCCAGUAUAUUUUAGAUGGAUGUAUCCGUUUGAAAGAUAUAUGAAAGUUCUAAAGGGGUAUGUUCAGAAUCGUACUCAUCCCGAAGGUUGCAUUGCUGAGCGGUAUAUAGAGUACGUUGGAGUGCCUUCAAGCCAAAAGAUGGGAGUUUCAAAGCCAUUAUCAGGUUGCACAGUGAGCGUAGUUGAUCGGGACCUGUUGAACCAAGUACAUCUAUAUGUCUUGGAGAAUACGGAGGAAGUCCUACCUUAUAUCGAGCAACAUAUGAUCCACAUCAAGAUCAAGACCGCUUAUCCAAAAUUUAGAAAGAGAACAAAGUGGCUGCAAGAUAAGCACAAUAGCACUUUCAUUCAAUGGCUACGCUUCAAGGUUCAAAGUGAACUUAAUGAGGAAGACAAUCAUGGCGUAUCAGAAAAUUUAAGGUGGCUAGCAGCUGGUCCAAACAUGGCAGUGCCAUCAUAUAGGAGCUAUCUUCUUAAAGGUAUUAAAUUUAACAUCAAGGCACAAGAUGAUGUGCGGACAACUCAAAAUAGUGGAGUUUAUUUACUUGCACAUACCAUGCAAGUUGCUAGUGCCAAGGAUAAAAACCCAAUUCUCUCAAAUAUGUGUUUCUAUGGUGUCAUUCAAGAAAUUUGGGACCUUGACUACCAAAAGUUUACAAUCCCAGUCUUUAGGUGUGAUUGGAUAGAUAGUACUUCUGGUCUUGUAGUCGACGAACUUGGAUUUACCCUUGUAGAUUUGAGUAAAAUUGGACAUAGGAAUGACCAAUUUGUUUUGGCUUCUCAAGUCAAACAAGUAUUUUUUGUUGACGACCCGAUGCAUCGUGGUUGGUCGGUAGUGUUAUCAAUGCCUAAUAGAGAAUAUAAUGAUGUUAUUGGUGAUGAUGUCUUAGGUGAUGUGAGAAUUGAGUGUGAGCCAUUUACUGGAGGGAUGCCAAAUGUUGACACAUUUGAUGAACUCGUGGGUGAGUUUGGGAGUCAAAAUAUUCGAGAUGGGUGUGAAGAUAUAUGGAUUGAAUGA